UAAUACUAGCCAAAAUAACUAAAGAGAUACUUGCCAGUGGCCGCAAGGGUAGGGGAGAUUACGGGGAUAUUUCAGGCCCAAAACCGCAAAAAUGGCGAGUGUUUCCUACCACAUCGCCAACCUGCUGGAGAAAAUGACAAGCACAGACAAGGAUUACCGCUUCAUGGCAACCAACGACUUGAUGACAGAGCUGCAAAAGGACUCCAUUAAGCUGGACGACGACUCGGAAAGGAAGGUCGUUAAGAUGCUCCUGAGAUUGCUCGAAGACAAAAAUGGGGAGGUGCAGAAUCUGGCUGUCAAAUGCCUGGGUCCACUAGUAAACAAAGUGAAGGAAUUCCACGUAUAUUCCAUUGUGGAGAGCCUUUGUGACCACAUGGUGAGCGAGAGGGAGCAGCUGAGGGACAUGUCAUCGCUGGCCCUUAAGACAGUCAUCAAUGAGCUGCCAGCCUCUUCCACCGCCCUCGUGGCCAACAUAUGCAAGAGAGUCACCGAUAGGCUGUCUGAGGCAAUUGUCAGGCAAGAAGACGUCAGUGUACAGUUAGAAGCACUGGACAUCCUGGGGGACUUGCUGGCACGGUUUGGCUCCCUCCUCAUCUCCUUCCACCCAAAUAUCCUGGAUGCUCUGUUGCCGCAGCUCGCCUCGCCCCGCCUGGCCGUCAGGAAGCGGACCAUCAUUGCCUUGAGUCACCUGGUUGUGUCCUGCUCCCCUCAGAUUUAUGCAAGGCUAAUGGAUUUCCUUAUAGAAGAGCUGGCUAAAAAUUCUUCCAUGUCAACCACCAGGACUUAUAUUCAGUGCAUUGCGGCCAUCAGCCGUCAAGCAGGACACAGGUUUGGGGAGUACCUGGAGCGGGUGAUGCCCCUCAUUGUGCAGUACGUGGCUGUGGAUGAUGACGAGCUGAGGGAGUACUGCAUCUCUGCCUGCGAGGCCUUCACUCUGCGCUGCCCCAAGGAGAUCACCCCACACCUCUCCACUAUCGUUGAAAUGUGUCUUAAGUACAUUACCCACGAUCCCAACUACAACUAUGAUGACUAUGAUGAUGACGAGGGCCAGAUGGACAUGGACGAGGAUGAUGACGGGGAGGAAGAUGAUGAAUACUCCGACGAUGAUGACAUGUCCUGGAAGGUGCGUCGUUCCUCUGCCAAGUGCUUGGAGGCUGUCAUUUCCACCAGACACGAGAUGCUCAUUGAGUUUUACAAGACAGUCUCCCCACAGCUCAUCAACAGGUUCAAAGAGAGGGAGGAGAACGUGAAGGUGGAUAUUUUUCACGCCUACAUGGCCCUGCUGAGACAGACGCGUCCCUCCCUUAGCCUCAGCCUGGACCCAGAUGCCAUGGAACAAGAGGAAAGCACUAUUUCUAUGUUAAAACAGCAGGUGCCAGCUCUGGUGAAGUCCGUGCACAGACAGAUGAAGGAGAAGAGCAUCAAGACACGUCAGGGUUGCUUCGCCCUCCUGACAGAGCUGGUCCAGGUGUACCCAGGCGCCCUCACCCACCACAUCCCUGCCCUCAUUCCUGGCAUACAGUUCUCCCUUGGGGAUAAAAACAGCAGCAGCAACAUGAAGAUCGAUACCCUGGCCUUUGUUCACUGCCUGCUGGUGCAUCACAGUGGAGAGGUCUUUCACCAGCACAUAGGGGAACUGCUGCCCCCUGUGGUGACCUGCGUGGCUGAUCCCUUCUACAAGAUUACCGCUGAGGCCUUGCUUGUCCUCCAGCAGAUCGUGAAAGUCAUCAGACCAUUGGACCUGGCCUCCUCGUUUGACUUCACUCCAUACACCGGUGACCUGUAUCACUGCACACUGGCCAGGCUGAGGGCGGCCGACCUGGACCAGGAGGUGAAGGAGCGGGCCAUUGCUUGCAUGGGACAGAUCAUCUCACACCUCGGCGACCAUUUGCAGGGCGAACUGGGCACCUGUCUCCCCAUCUUCCUGGACCGUCUGCGCAACGAGAUCACCCGUCUCACAACAGUCAAGGCACUCACGAAGGUGGCCGCCUCACCGCUGCGGAUCGACUUGCGGUCCAUUCUUGGCGAGGCUCUACCUGUGCUGGCCUCCUUCCUACGCAAGAACCAGAGGGCGCUCAAGCUGGCCACACUCACCCUGCUGGACACUGUGGUCACAAACUAUUCCACAGCUCUUAGUCCUCAGAUGCUGGAUAAGGUGCUUGUUGAGCUGCCCCUCAUCAAUGAAUCAGAUUUGCAUAUUGCACAGCUCUGCCUCACCCUGCUCACCUCCACUGCCAAGCUUCACAAAUCCUCCCUCGGCAACUUCCUCCAGCUGACCAUGCCUGAUGUGAUGGCCUUGGUACGCUCUCCUCUUCUGCAGGGAGGAGCACUGAAGGCCAUGCAGGACCUGUUUGAGGCAGUGGUGAGGGCGGGUCUACCUGGACUUGGCUAUCAGGAUAUUUUGACACACCUCCUUGCCCCUCUCGUCUCCCCCCAGGCCUCCAGUAUUCAUAAGCAGGCUUACCACUCGAUGGCGAAGUGUGUGGCAGCCCUGACUUUAACACACCCCAGCGAGGCAGUUGGUGUGGUGAACCGGUUCCUCAUGGAUGUGACCAACCCACGUUCCCCCACAGUGCAGUCCUUCUCCCUCCUGGCCAUUGGGGAGAUCGGCAAGCAUAUAGACCUAAGUGGAAUCCCCCAGCUGAAGGACGCGGUGGUGGCGUCCUUCAGCUCACCAUCAGAGGAGGUGAAGUCAGCUGCGUCCUAUGCGCUGGGCCACCUCAGCUGCGGGAACCUCCAGGAGUACCUUCCCUUUGUCCUGUCGGAGAUCGAGGCGAACCCCAAAAGACAGUACCUUCUUCUGCAUUCCCUUAAAGAAAUCAUCAGCCUUCAGAGCAAGAGUGCAGAGGGCGUGAAGGUCCUGCAGGGUUUCGUGAGUGACAUUUGGGCACAGCUGUUUCGCCAUACAGAGUGCAUGGAGGAGGGGACCAGGAACGUCGUAGCCGAGUGUCUUGGUAAACUGACCCUAAUCAACCCCUCUGCUCUACUCCCGAAGCUCCAGGAGUCCCUGAAAACAGACUCCCCCAUGAUGCGUACCACUAUUGUCACUGCCAUUAAGUUCACCAUAUCAGACCAGCCCACAGCCAUCGAUAGCUUACUGCGACACAGCAUUGGCGACUUCCUCUCCACCUUACAAGAUCCUGAUUUAAAUGUCCGUCGUGUGGCCCUCGUCGCCUUCAACUCCGCAGCCCACAACAAGCCCUCCCUCGUGCGUGACCUCCUUGACACCAUCCUGCCUCAGCUCUAUAAUGAAACUAAAGUCAGGAAAGAGCUGAUUCGUGAAGUAGAAAUGGGUCCGUUCAAACACACAGUGGAUGACGGGCUGGACAUCCGUAAGGCAGCGUUCGAGUGCAUGUACACCCUCUUGGAGACCUGCCUGGACCGUGUGGACAUCUAUGUGUUCCUGGAGCAUGUGGAGGGCGGGCUGAGGGACCACUAUGACAUUAAAAUGCUCACUUAUCUCAUGUUGACACGUCUUGCCCACCUAUGUCCCCAGGCUGUGCUGCAAAGGCUGGAGCGACUGGUGGAACCCUUGCGUACAACAGUGACAACCAAAGUGAAAGCCAACUCAGUCAAACAGGAGUACGAGAAACAGGACGAACUGAAGAGAUCUGCAAUGAGAGCUGUGGCCGCCCUUCUUACAAUCCCCGACGCCGACAAAAACCCACAGCUUUCGGAAUUCGUAGCCCACAUCAAGUCCACCCCAGAGCUGCAGUCCUUGUUUGAGAGCAUCCAGCGCGACGCCUGCCCCACUCACGACGCCAUGAUGGACUUAAGUUGAAUGGGUCUCGGCUGUGGGUGUCUCUGCGUCCCUGCCAAGCUGUUUGUGUGUAGAGGGAGGUGAUAAUGAGGUGUAAGGAAGGUUUAAGUAAAGCUCUUGCUGUUGUUGCUGCUGGUGGCCCCUGUUAGAGAGAGAGAGAGUGAGAUAGAGAGGGAGAGAGGGAGGGAGAGGUGGGGGAAGGUACCUUGAGAUAGAGGUAUUUCAUAAAGAGAGAGAGAGGGAGAAGAGGGAAGGAAAGGAGUUUAAAAGUACUUAUUUCUUUCUCUCUCCUUCCUCUUGUGAAUUUGAAAGAGGGAGAGGAAAAAAGUUUAAAAGUACUAAUAAUUUCUUUCUUUUCCUCUUUCUCUUAUGGCUUAGAAAUAGAGAGAGAGAGAGAGAGAGAAUCAUAGGUCAAUCUCUCUCUCUCUCUCUCUCUCUCUCUCUCUCUCUCUCUCUCUCUCUCUCUCUCUCUCUCUCUCUCUCUCUCUCUCUCUCUCUCUCUCUCUCUCUCUCUCUCUCUCUCUCUCUCUCUCUCUCUCUCUCUCUCUCUCUCUCUCUCUCUCUCUCUCUCUCUCUCUCUCUCUCUCUCUCUCUCUCUCUCUCUCUCUCUCUCUCUCUCUCUCUCUCUCUCUCUCUCUCUCUCUCUCUCUCUCUCUCUCAAACCAGAGAGAGAGAGAGAGAAAGUCUAAAAUGAAGAGAAGAAAGAGAAGCUGAAAGAUUUAAACUAUAACUUCCUCCUCCUCCUCCUCCUCCUCCUCCUCCUCCUCCUCCUCCUCCUCGCAGCAUAUAGUGAGUCGAGGGAGUAAAACUGGUGAUUUUGUGAUUUAAAGUGUAUUUCCAAUGUAAUGAAAAGAAAAUGGGACUUCUUGGGGUGGCUGCAGUUUUGUGACCGGCAAUAGUGAAAAUAGGAAAAAUAUUGAGGGAAUGGGGAAAAAAUAAUGUGACUUUUUAUUCUUUCGAGUUUAAGGAAGGGCAGUGUAAAAAUUUUGUGACGACCUUGAAUGCAAAAAAAUAGGUGAAAGCUGAAAAAGAUAAUAUAAAAGUUGAUUUUUUUUUUCGAAAACGGAAAGUUAAAAAAGAAAAAACAAAACGCUAGAAAUGAGUGGAAAAAAGAGCCUAACUGAAUUUAUUGCAGUAUUUCCUGUUUGAGAUACUGGCGGAAAAAAAAAUUAUAUAUAUAUAUAUAUAUAUAUAUAUAUAUAUAUAUAUAUAUAUAUAUAUAUAUAUAUAUAUAUAUAUAUAUAUAUAUAUAUAUAUAUAUAUAUAUAUAUAUAUAUAUAUAUAUAUAUAUAUAUAUGACCGAAUUUAUUUCAGUAUAUCAAUAAAAAAAAAGUGGAGAAAUAAUGAUGAAAAAAAAAUAUUAGAACAAAACACGUGCAAGAUUUGCAAAUUAUAACUUUUUUAUUGUUUUGAAUGUUCUCGUUUUCUCCUUCCCGUUUUUUUGUUUCGUGAAUUGAAUGGGGGGACUGAUGAAGAAGCAGCUUGUUAUGCUUAAAAUAAAUAUAAAAAAAGAAAGAAAAAAAUAUAUGGCCCAUUUUUUAAACUUAGCACAGUAGAAAGAAAUGCUUGAAGGAAAUUAAUGGUUCUUGAGUGUGUGCGUGCGUGUGUGUGUGUGUGUGUGUGUGUGUGUGUGUGUGUGUGUGUGUCCCCCAUCCCCCUUCCGCGCAAAAAAAAAAUAAUAAUAAUGUAAAAAAAUCGCAUUAGUAUUUCUUUUUUCGUCGCGUAUAAGCAAAAGAAAUGUGAUGGUGAUUGGAAUAAAAAAAAAAGCAAAUGAACGACUCUCUCUCUCUCUCUCUCUCUCUCUCUCUCUCUCUCUCUCUCUCUCUCUCUCUCUCUCUCUCUCUCUCUCUCUCUCUCUCUCUCUCUCUGAUAACGAUAAAAUGGCAUGUUGAUAUCUAGAAAUUAAUGAACUUGUAAAGAUAGUAAAAAACAUUUCAUAUUCUCAUUCUCUUUAUUGUAACCAAAAUAAUAAUAAUAAUAAUAAUAAUAAUAAUAAUAAUAAUAGACAUACAAUAAUAAUAGCAAUAGUACUUCAGACAGACAGACACACAAAAUACACCUAUAUAAUUUAAUAGAGCAUUGAUAGAAGUAGUAGUAUUAAUUUGGUGCGUGGGAAGAGAGAAGUGAGAGGCUGGGAGAGUUCGGCAAAAGAAAGGCAGGAUUAGAAAGACUAAUUAUAAGUUAUAGGGAAGCAGUUCAUAAGGUGGGAGAACUAAUUAUAUCAGUUUGUUACUAUUAUUAUUAUUAUUAUUAUUAUUAUUAUUAUUAUUAUUAUUAUUAAUAUUAUUAGUUUUUGUGCUUAUAUCAAUGCUAAAUCAAAUGCAUAUAUAAAACCAGACAAUAAAACGGGGAAUUAAAGUUUGGCAUGACGUACGGUAAUGUGGAGAGAAACUGAACGAUGGCAAUGUACGAUUAUUAAAAUAACUUCUAAUUUAACUCUCAAAAAAAAAAAAAAAAAAAAUCAUUACAUACAUAAAAUAAAAACUAACGAGAAAGAAGUAUUAGUUUAUGGAGCGUACAGUAAUGAGGAGAGAAAGGUACGAUGUCAAUGUACCGUAAUAGAAAAUUUUGAAUGAAUGUCGAACACUCUUUAAUCAAACAUAUAGAUUGAACUUGAUCAGAUAAAAUAAUAAAUACGGUAAUGUGAGCAAUAAUGGGAUGAAUUAUUUUUUUAAUUAUAAAAAAAGAAUGGAAUAUUUUCAUUGUUUAUGUGGAAACGACAAAUUAUUACAAUGGUGAACUAAACAGAUAGAUUAAAUAAACAAAUAAGCAGAUAGAUAAAUAAACAAAUAAAUAAAAUUACACCGAUCAAUCUUACCGAUCGACGACUAAAUAGAUAAAUAAGUUAAUUAGAUAAGGUUACAUUAGUUACAUUACAUUAGGUUAGUCAAGGGGAGACUCAAGGAAAAAGAUAAAUAAAACAAACCUCAUAUAACAAUACAGACAUAAGACGGCAGUGUGUCUGUGUGUGUGAGUUUCUGAUAAUGAUGGGAGUCUCCUCAGCAGCCCCUAGAGAAUCAAAGGAAACAAACUAAUCGGCAUCGUGGUGGUAAGAAAGGUGAACGGGGAGGAGAUGAGAGAAAACGGGGAGAUACGAGAUGGUAUGGGACUGGGAGACUGGGAGUGAACGAGUCAGUCAGUGAGUAGACAGCGAGGAGGAGGGGUGUGUUGCUCUCGUCUCCUGUGUUUCGUGAGGUGUUACCAGAUCCACGUGGCCUCCCCUGCCCCUCCCUCCCUGCCAGCCUCCCUUACCAGCCCUCCCCAGCCCCCCUUCCUCUGUUAGACUCCCCUCCUCUCCUCUCCCUACCAGUCCCUGCCAGCCUCUACCAGCCUUCCCACGGCAAGAUGAAGGUGGUGGUGGUGGCGGAGGUGGUGAUGGUGGUGGUGGCAACAUUACAAGUUCAGGCAACGCAGACGAAGGAAACAGCAGAGGACACUAACCCUGAGGCACUCCAGCUGAUCCAACACUCCCUCACUUCACUGCAGCCUGGCCUCCUUCACCCUGCUGCCGAGGAAAAGAACUUGACAGAAGGUUUUGACAAUAGUAGCAGUAGUAGUAGUAAUAGCAGUAGUAGUAGUAGUAGUAGUAGUAGUAGCAGAAGAUGCAUAACCACGGGAAUCUGUAGUGAAGAUGGCACUGAUAACUUAAACAACAACAACAACAACAACAACAACAACAGUAGCAAACGUAACUAUAAAACCAAACUCACCACAUUUAAAACACGCAAAAACCAAAAAAUCCCUCAAAAAUACAAGAUUCACAACAAGCGGUCCUUGAAACAGUCCCGUUUUAGACCAAGUGGUGUCCUCCGUGGACCUGGGACGAGGGGCUCUGAUAGGAGGCCAUUUAGGACUCGAGAAGGACUGGGUGGUGGUGGUGGUAGUAGUAGCGAGGAGGAGGAGGAAGAGGAGAGACGAGAGGAGGAGGAAGAGAGGCUGAAGGAGCUAAAAGAAGAGGAGGAGGAGGCGAAGCGAGAGGAGGAAGAGGCGAGGCAAGAGGAGGAGAAAAAUAGGAUAGAGCGAGAAGAGGAGGAGGAAGAGACGAGGCGGGAAGAGGAAGAGGCGAAGCGGGAAGAGGAAGAGGCGAGGCGGGAAGAAGAAAAGGAGGAGGAAGAGGCGAGGCGGGAAGAAGAAAAGGAGGAGGAAGAGGCGAGGCGGGAAGAGGAAGAGGAGGAGGAAGAAAAGAGGCAAGAGGAAGAAGAGAAACGGCGUGAAGAGGAGGAAAAGGCUCAGGAUGGAGAGGAAGAGGAGGAGGAGGAAGAAGAUCAGGAUCAGCAGGAGGAAGAAGAACCGCAGGAGGAGGAGGAGGAGGAAGAGAAGCAACAACUAGUACAGCAGGAAGAGGAAGAGGAGGAAGACCUUCUGCAGGAGGAGGAGGAAGAGCAACAAUCACAACCACCAGCACAAGAGGAAGAAGAGGAAAAGGAGGAGGAGGAAGAACAACAACAACAACAACAACAACAGGAAGAAAAAGAAGAAGAAGAAGAAGAAGACGAACCCAAACCACAACCUCAACCACCACCACCACCACAACAACAACAACAACAACAACCACAACCACAACACGCCAGCAUACCAGCAGCAGAGUCUUCCCUCCACGCCUCCUUCAGAUCACAAGAUACCAAUGACCACAGGAAUCUCUCAGCGGCUAUUCUUCACUUAGUUGACGUCGUGCUUAAGGACACAGAAAGGACAGGCCACUCCCUCCCUACCACCAGCACCUCCACCACCUUUCCGUCACGCCUCAGAAACUGGGUAGCAUCUAUUCUGCACCCUACAGACACAGACACUCGUGAAGGUGCUGUAGAAGAGGUUGGGCAUGUGAAGGUAGGCGCUGCUGUUUUCAGGGAUGGUACUCGUGGCAAACUUUCUCUCAGGAAAGGUGGGGACGCAGCGAAGGAUAUGCAUGGACAGGUAGAUGGCAAUGGCGAGGAAGUUGUGUUGUAUAGAGACGCGAGGGAAAUGAAUGAGCAGGUAGACGGGGAGGGAAAGAAAGCUGCAUUACUCAAACAAGCCAAGGAAACAAGGAGACAGCUAGACGGAGACGAAAAGAAACCAGUAUUUUAUAAAGCAACGAGAGAAAUGAAUAGACAGAUAGACAGGGAGGACAAGAAACCCUCUUUACCCACAAAGUCGAAAGAGACAGACACAACAGCGAAGAAAACAGACAAACAGACAGACAGAGACUUAAACGAACGAACAUUACACAGAAAACCACAAUUACAAAGCCAAGAUUCUUCACAGGUAACACAAAAAGACUUAGCGCCAAGGAGAAAGAGACGAGCGGCCACGGAGGAGAAGGAGGAGAAGAAGGAGGGGGAACAAAAGGAUACAGAGGCAGAGGAACUCCCCACGCCUGCGGAAUUAGCCUGGGUUAAUCCUACGGAGCUCGUGAGCCAGGGGGCCUAUGUAGAGGACGUCCCCUCCAUCGCUAACUUGGUAGGACUGCGGCUUUUCAAAUAUGAGUUUCCGCCUCCCGCUCUCCCCCGCUCCCCUGUCCCGGGUUCAAAUCAGCCAAUGAACACGCGGUCUCACUUGGCGGGGAAUUCAAACCAUCCAGUUAUCACACGGCCUCCUCUUACACCAAAACUGAACCAGCCAAUCAACACGCGGUCUCACGUGAUUGGAAAUUCAAAUCAGCCAAUAAAUGCACGCGCUUCUCUCCACCCUGCGAAUCAGCCAAUCAACACUCGCUCUCCUUUCCCUGCAAGUUCAAAUCGCCCAAUCAACACGCGUUCUCCUUACCCGGGAAAUUCAAAUCAGCCAUUGAACACUCGCCUGCCUCCCACGAACACCCAGACACACCCACGCCUCCCCACCUCACCCAACACCCUUCCAUCCUUCGGUGACUCCUUCCACGACUCCUUCGAUAGAUACUACAAGAAGUUCAGAGGUCCCAGUCACGCCUUUGAGACCAGCAGGGCAACGGGAGGCGGUAACAUAGACAGCUACCCUCGCAGGCCGCCCUACCCGCCUCGCCCUGUCUAUCCAUCCACAACAGACACUUUGCUGAACCUCCUAAACCCGUUAAAUCUCUUUUCUCACAAUAACUUCCCUCAGAUACCUAGAUACCCACAACCUUUAUCGCCCCCACACAUCCCACAGAAGCCCCCACACCUGCCGCAGAGUCCCCGAAGCGUCCCGGAGAAGGAGACCAGCGGAGGAUUGACGUAUGAGGUGAUAGUCAACGAGGAGGCAGAGAAACACAAGGGCUAUCAGUUUAAAGAGGAUUACCCGCUAAGAGAGGACUUAUACGUUGGUCAGGAUGGUAAUAUUUAUCUGAAAAGUAGUGAUGCUGACAGUCCCACGGCCACGGUGACUGCAGAGCCACCCACCUACCACAUAGACCACCAGCAGGACCACCAGCAGGACCACAAGCAAGACCCUGAAGACCCCUUCCUGAGUGAAUAUUCUAAACUCCUCCAUAACCACAAUCUAGAGAACUACAACUAUUUAGAAGAUUACGACUACGACUACUACUCUGCGGACGACACCCAGGACUCCUACGCCCCUGAGGACACGUACAGGACCCCGCGCCCUAGCCAGAGACCCCAGGAAGCUACAUAUGACCCUUACGAGGCGGGGUAUGAAGGAAACGCUGGUUACCCACGCCAGCAGAGGACCCCGUAUCCUUACCCAACGAGUCCUCCCAACCGCCCGCCCUGGUCCAUGGAUACAGGGAUACUGGGGUGGUUACUAGGCCCCCUGAGUCGCCCAGCACUCCCUAACUACUUCUACAGCCCGAGGGAGGUGCAAAUACCGAGGUACAGAUACGAUUCCUUCAGGUACAAACGGUAUCACACACCGAACUCUCACUUAAAUCAGCCGUUGCAGUCUGUUCACAGUCAGCUCAUUACCAACCCACAUUCGCAACGCAGACGCCCAUCCACGUCCCUUUCACACCGCCCGCACACCACCCAGGCACCCACGCAGCGCCCCACGUCCCAGUACGCCCACACCAAGCCCCCAGUGGGAAGUAAUAAAGGGUUUUAUCCUGGUAAUGGAUUCUUCGAUACAGACUUUCCGACCUUGUUUCAUAUGGAGAACGAGGCUGAAGAUUUACCCACGCCUCUGCCUGCUGCUGUGUCCACGCCCACGCCCACGCCUACACCUACGUCUGAGGCUUAAUUUACGUCUUUCAUCUUCCCGUUUCGCCUCGUGGUCUUGGUUCAAAGGCGCGGUUAGGUUAAGUAAAAGAUUUGUGGUUUUAUCUUCAGCUUUUCGUUCGAUAGUUUUGGGUUGAGAUGUACGAGAGUUUGUGUUUUAUUGUUUUAUUGUCUUAUUAUUAUUAUUAUUGUUAUUAUUAGUUCUCGUGUGCCUCACUUCAGUUGUUUAUUUAUAUUUUGUUUUGUUAGUUUUUUGUUCGUCUUUCGUUGUGUUGUUAUUUGUUAUUUUUUUAUUGUUGUUGUUGUAUUAUUCGUAAUUGAUCCAUAUUGUGUUUACUUGUCAUCUGUUGUUAUUUUUGUUAUAUGGUACACAGUUUUUUUACGUUAUCUCGGUUCGUGGUCUGGUAGUGGUAGCAGUAGUAUUAGUAGCCGUAGAAGUAGUAGUAGUAGUAAUAGUAGUAGUAGUAGUUCUGGUAUGCCGUAUUAAUGAAACCUCUUACUCUGUACCUAAUUAUCGUACUUGUUAUCGUAUAUACUCGUCAACUGUAGCAAAUGUGUAGUACCAAUCCCAAUUCCCCUACAAUUACCGUACUCUCGUCACUUUUAAUAAUCGUACACUUCGUCUUAAUUAUCGUACUCACUACCAUGUUGUUGUUAACCGUUGUUAGAAAAAUAAAAAUGCUAAAAUAAA
Molecule: messenger RNA, 11557 nt
Organism: Scylla paramamosain (green mud crab)
Lineage: Eukaryota; Metazoa; Arthropoda; Malacostraca; Decapoda; Portunidae
Gene: Cand1
Product: cullin-associated NEDD8-dissociated protein 1-like
Biological process (GO): SCF complex assembly; protein ubiquitination
Cellular component (GO): nucleus
Source: RefSeq, a predicted model, not a curated record